Giardia duodenalis is the source of this 390-nucleotide messenger RNA. RefSeq lists its product as uncharacterized. The record is from RefSeq and is a predicted model, not a curated record. The coding region runs from base 1 to 390 and encodes 129 amino acids. The transcript has a single exon. NCBI's taxonomy places the organism in Eukaryota, Fornicata, Diplomonadida, Hexamitidae.
AUGCGUGCUCACACCCAGGCGGACGACUACGGUCGCGUCUACACUGUCUCACACCUCCCCUCCUGCGCUGUCCUGCCGACGGGGUCUCCUCCGUAUGCGCCUCCCCGCGUCGUGCAGGCCUUCAAGGAUCCCCUUGCCGGCACGCAGGUUCCCUUCAACUCGAAGAACGACCCGUCCGUGCACCGCAUCGUGAAGGCCCGCCGCUUCGCCUCCCAGUCGAACCUCAUCCCCCUCGACUGCAAUAGCAACGCAAGGCACAUCCAGGUCCCCAUGCCCUCCAAGACCCUGACCCAUGCGAUGGCGAAGCGCAUCGACCCGUCACUCGCAGACACAAAGAGGCGCACCGCAAAGAUGGAAGAGGCCAAGAUGCGCAUGCGCACGAAGAAGUGA